Spodoptera littoralis (African cotton leafworm) is the source of this 2361-nucleotide messenger RNA. NCBI's taxonomy places the organism in Eukaryota, Metazoa, Arthropoda, Insecta, Lepidoptera, Noctuidae. The record is from the annotation of a GenBank genome assembly.
AUGAAGUAUUUUGUUUUGGUCGGAGUCGGCGUCCUGUUACUUGCAGGAUGGUCACAUGCGCAAGAAGGCGUAGGCGUGGGGUCCGUGGAGGAGGUGACGGUGGACGCCGACCUCGGCGCGUCGCGCGAAGCUUCCCGAACUGAUGCCGAGGCGGUGUUACGAGAGGAGGAGGCCAUUUCGCCGGACGAGCUGAGCGUGGCACAGAUGAGAGAGAUAAAGGAGCGCGCACAGAACUAUACAUUCCAGACGGAAGUCAACCGAAUGAUGAAACUCAUCAUCAACUCGCUGUACAGGAACAAAGAGAUUUUCCUCCGAGAGUUGAUUUCAAACGGAUCAGAUGCUCUGGACAAGAUCCGUCUGCUGUCACUUACGGAGCGAGACGUACUGGACGCCAACUCCGACCUAAGCAUUCGCAUCAAGGCCGAGCCGGAGAAACGACUCCUGCACAUCAUCGAUUCCGGUAUCGGCAUGACUCGCAAUGAGCUCAUCAACAACCUCGGCACCAUCGCCAAAUCCGGCACCGCCGAGUUCCUGUCCAAGAUGCAAGACGCGGAGAAGAGCGGCGCGCAAGAGAUGAACGACAUGAUCGGCCAGUUCGGCGUGGGCUUCUACUCCGCCUUCCUCGUGGCCGACAAGGUCACCGUGGUCUCCAAGAGCAACACCGACAAGCAGCACGUCUGGGAGUCCGACGCCAGCGCCUUCAGCGUCGCCGAGGACCCGCGCGGGGACACUCUGCGCCGCGGCACGCACAUCACGCUGCACGUGAAGGAGGAGGCGGCGGACUACUUGCAGCCCGACACCAUCCGCAACCUCGUGAAGAAAUACUCGCAGUUCAUUAACUUCCCCAUUUACUUAUGGGCGUCGCGCACGGAGACCGUCGAGGAGAGCGACGCCGACGCCGACGCAGAAGACAAGGCCGACGACGAGGACGCACAGGUCGAAGAUGCCGCUGAAGAGAAACGCGAAACCAAAAAGACUGAAAAAACAGUUUGGGACUGGGAGCUCAUGAACGACAAUAAGCCCAUCUGGACGCGCAAGCCUAACGAAGUCAACGAGGAAGAGUACACUCAGUUCUACAAGAGCCUAACAAAGGACACUUCGCCUCAGCUAGCCAAGGCCCACUUCGUGGCGGAGGGCGAGGUGACGUUCCGCGCGCUCCUGUUCGUGCCGCGGGUACAGCCGGCCGACUCGUUCAACCGCUACGGCACUAAGACGGACCACAUCAAGCUCUACGUGCGCCGUGUCUUCAUCACCGACGAGUUCAACGACCUCAUGCCCAACUACCUCGCCUUCAUCCAGGGUAUCGUGGACAGCGACGACCUGCCGCUGAACGUCAGUCGAGAAACGUUGCAGCAGCACAAGCUCAUUAAGAUCAUCAAGAAGAAGCUCGUACGCAAGGUGCUCGACAUGCUCAAGAAGAUCCCUGACUCCGAGUACGAGGGCUUCUGGAAGGAAUACUCCACCAACAUCAAGCUGGGCGUCAUCGAGGACCCGAGCAACCGCUCGCGCCUGGCCAAGCUGCUCCGCUUCCACUCGUCGCGCGGCGAGCAGAUGACGUUCCUGGCCGACUACGUGGCGCGCAUGAAGCCCAACCAGAACCACAUCUACUACAUCGCCGGCUCCAGUCGCGCCGAGGUUGAGAAAUCUCCGUUCGCUGAACGUCUAGUACGUCGCGGUUACGAAGUGCUGUACCUGACGGAGGCCGUCGACGAGUACUGUCUGUCCUCGCUGCCCGAGUACGACGGCAAGAAGUUCCAGAACAUCGCCAAGGAGAUCUUCGACCUGGAAGAGAACGAGCAGCAGAAGGAGCGCCUGGAGGCCUACAAGAAGCAGUUCGAGCCGCUCACGACGUGGCUCGGCAACAAGCUGGGCGCCUGGAUCACGCGCUGCGUCGUGUCGCGGCGCCUGGCGCGCUCGCCCGCCGCGCUGGCCGCCACGGCCUUCGGCUGGACCGGCAACAUGGAGCGCCUCGCGCUCUCCAACGCGCACCAGAAGGCCGACGACGCGCAGCGCCGCCAUCACCUCACGCAGAAGAAGAUGCUGGAGAUCAACCCGCGCCACCCGCUCAUCGCCGAGCUCCUGCGGCGGGUGCAGGAGGCCCCGGACGCGCCCGAGACGGCGCUGGCCGCCGACACGCUGUACCGCACGGCGGCGCUGCGCUCGGGCUACAUGCUGCAGGAGGGCCAGGCCGUGGACUUCGCCGCCGCCGUCGAGGACAUGCUGCAGCAGUCGCUGGGCGUGCCCGCCGGCGCCGCGCCGCCCGACGACGACGCGGACGACGAGGCCGACGACCAGGCCGAGGCCGACGCGGCGCCGGAGGAGGCCGACGAGGUGGCGGCCGAGGACCACGACGAGCUGUAG